This is a messenger RNA of Arachis stenosperma, 3169 nucleotides long. Its product is annotated as pentatricopeptide repeat-containing protein At1g55630-like. The record is from RefSeq and is a predicted model, not a curated record. Gene Ontology annotation, biological process: RNA splicing. Gene Ontology annotation, molecular function: protein binding. Bases 635 to 1465 code for a protein of 276 amino acids. The transcript has 2 exons. NCBI's taxonomy places the organism in Eukaryota, Viridiplantae, Streptophyta, Magnoliopsida, Fabales, Fabaceae.
UGUCCCGCCGUACGAACCACUGCUCUCCCCUCUCUGGUUUCAACGCCAGCGUACUCAUCUCUGCAAGCCUGCCUCCACUCCUUCUAGCCUUCACCGUCGUCACCACUUCACUUUCCUUCGCGGAAGACACGUUGCUCGGACUGAGUUAUCGCCGCCUGAACUCGAACCCCGACGAGGAAAGAUUGGCGGGAGAUCCUCUUCAACUACGUUCCCCCCCACACGAAUGGCGCUGAUCGACGGCGGUUGACUUUGCGAGCUCGAUGGAGCCGUGUGCAUCUUCUUCCUUCCCCUUUAGGGUUUUACAGAGUCAAAUUUGACCCCAUUUUUUCUUCCCAACCACCGUCGUCACCAGCGACCAUGCACCGUAUCCCGCAAUGGCACCAUUUCCCGUCACGAAUUUCAAUUUCUCGUCCUACACUCUAAAUUAUCGCUCCAAAACGGUACGCUUUUUUAUCACUUGAUUUUAUCGUUGAGAUCCUAGUCCCAAUCUAUUCUGAGCUCUCAGGUUUUCAAUUCAAUGGAUUCGUGUCAAAUCUCUAGCUCAAUGGGCGUAUCGAACCUAUCAUUGCAAAGAAGAAAAUCGAUUGUGUUUUUAAGUGUUUCAGAGCUUCAUACAUGAUAAUGGGUUCGAGCAAUGAAUUCGUUAGCCCUUUUAGGUAAUAGGAUGGUUCACAAGUUUCCACAUUGUGUGAACAUUUGUAGGAAAUUAUGCAAUCAACCUUUUCAUUGCGAUGAUGAUGAGGUUUGGAGUGGUUUUGAAUUCGUUGAGGAGCCUUUGAAGAAAAUGUGUGCUACCUCUUGUGACAUUGUUGAUUUUGAUUCGAAUGGGGAUAACGCUAGCUUCGAGAGGAAGCAAUUUUUGCAUAGGAAUGGGUCCAUAGAAAAUGUGAGGAUGGAUGCUGAGAAAAUUCUUGAGGUUCUUGGACAGGAUAGUCCCGAGUUAGAUUUUAGACUGGCUUUGGAUGGAUUGCGUGUUAGGCCAUCAGCUUUUCUCGUGAGGGAGGUUCUGUAUUGGAUGUUGAAAGGCAUAAACUGCGAAAACAAGGGGAGAUGCGCUAAACUGGCGUACAAAUUUUUUCUGUGGUGUGGGCAGCAGGAGGGUUACUGGCACACUGCAAAUUCCUAUCACUUAGUUCUGCAGAUAUUUGCCGCGUGUGAUGAGUUUCAAGCGAUGUGGAGGCUUGUUGAUGAGAUGAUUGAGAAAGGAUUUCCAGCUACUGCUCGCACUUUCCACAUUUUGAUUUGCACUUGUGGUGAGGCAGGGUUUGCUAGGAAGUUGGUGAUGAAGUUCAUUAAGUCAAAAUCAUUUAACUACCGGCCCUUUAGGCACUCCUACAAUGCAAUUCUCCAUUGUCUUCUUGUUUUAAACGAGUACCGUUUGAUUGAGUGGGUUUAUAGGCAAAUGUUGCUUGAUGGUUUAUCCUUUGAUGUUUUGACUUACAACAUUGUUUAUGUGACAUGUUAGAAUCAAACUAUUGGGUUACUGUUUUGGUGUGAUUUUGGCUUAUAGGUGGUGGAGAAAUUGAUAUCACCCCAAUUGAGUGAUCAUUGGAAAGAAUGAAUAUCCAAAAUGAGCCAAGACCUAACUAAGAAUCCAAGGUUCUUCCAACUAUUUCAGAAACUCAAUAUCCUUCUCAUCUUGGUGGCCGCCACAACCACCAAUUUUCACCUAAGAUUUUAACAACAACCAAAACUCCAUUCCCAACAGCUGAUAAAAGCCAUGAUCAGCACUUGUCACACUUGUCAAGUGAAAUCAAAACUCAAUACCCUUCUACUGGAAGCCAUGAUCAAUUCGUGCCGGAAUUUUCUAACACACUCUACCCUCCAAUUAAUAUCCAUGACCAAAACUUGACACAAGAGUCAACACUCAAUAGUUCAGUAUCCUUCUACUGAAGGCCAUAAUCAGUUUUCAGCAGAAACAAUUCCUAGAAGCUCUAAUAUAUAUGAACAAAAUCCUCAGCUUCCGACACCACCAAGGCAAGAUUUGAAGAACAAACCCAACCACCUUAUGAAGCAAUGGAGAAUCCAUCAAGUCAAAGCAGUUAUACUGACAAAAUCUUUUCAGCUACUUCAGCUAUAGCUGAUAAACCAUCACUGCUAAAAUGCUGUGGCCUCUAAGCUUGGAUAUGGUGAAAAAGAUGAUAAAACAAAGUAUCAUGAAGAAAACAUAAGCAGUGAUACACCAUCGAUCAAACUAGAGCAGUUACACCGAGAAAAUCUCGUAUGCAACUUCAGCAAUAGCCGAUAAAGCUGUGUCAUCUAAGAACACCAUAGCUUCAAAGCUCGGUUACGGCAACAAAGAUGACAGCCAUGAAGAGACACAAGGAGGGAAUGCUGCUUCUACUUGAACAGCAGAAUAUGGGAAGAGAAUAGCUCAAUCCUUAACAGAUAAACUUGCACCGGUUUAUGGAAAGGUUGCUGGUAUAGGAAGUGCAGUGAAAUCAAAAGUUCCUGGAACCUCAAGUGGGAGUGAACGCGAUGUCAGUGAAGGACUAUUUUGCAGAGAAGUUGAGGCCUCGAGAUGAAGACAGGGCUUUAUCUGAGGUUAUAUCAGAGACUCUGCAUCAUAAGAGGAACCAAGAGGAGGAAAAUGUGGUUCAUGGGGAAGCAGAGAACCAUGUGAAGAGGGUGGUUUUUUAUGUCGUUCACACAAGAGAGAAGAGGAGGAGGAUGAGCAUGAGAGAAGGAAGAAGAUACCAAUGGGGAAGGUGACAGAGUCUGAAGAAGUGAAGAGAAGGUUGGGGAGUGGGAAUGAAGAAACAGAGAGGUAUGAAGAGUGUUUUGUGAAUAGUCCUGGGAAGAGUGUAGUUGAUAAGGUUAAGGAUGUGGUUUUUGGUUCUUGGUUCACAAAACCGGAUGAAGAUCAACCCUCAAAAGGUGGGGAACAGUUUUCUAAGAACUCUGGUCUGUUGACGUGGAUCAGGGGGUGAACCAGGCUGCGAAUGCAAGAGCACUCCAUGAGUCAUAUAAUUGAGGAAUUAGAUUUAGUGCCUCUGCGUGGGUUUCAGUGUGUGUACAUGUUUGAGAUUUUGCAUUAUGGGAUGAUUUGUUCUUUCCGUUCGGAUGAUUUGUUCUUUUUGGAAUAAAUUACUAUAUGUACUCAUAAAAGAUACAAACUCUGACAAAUGUACCUAUUAAACAAGAAAACGACCAUUGUAUUCAUAAAAGA